Messenger RNA from Eurytemora carolleeae, 417 nucleotides. Its product is annotated as toll-like receptor Tollo. Gene Ontology annotation, cellular component: plasma membrane. The transcript is spliced from 3 exons. The coding region runs from base 1 to 402 and encodes 133 amino acids. Lineage: Eukaryota; Metazoa; Arthropoda; Copepoda; Calanoida; Temoridae. The record is from RefSeq and is a predicted model, not a curated record. Gene Ontology annotation, molecular function: protein binding.
AUGCAGUUCAGCUACUUCUCGCAGGGACAAUAUUCCACCAUUUGCAUUUUCUUCAAGGGGCUGUUUGGCGUGCUCGAAUCUCAGGCGUUUAUCGGCCGAAAGCGGGUUCGAACCAUCUACCUGAACGCUAGCGAGAUCACAGAGCUGGGUCCUCGGACUUUAAAUGGUCUGGUGGAGCUUGAGAUAUUGCAUCUGGAGAACAAUCUUCUGCAUAGUAUUGGAACCAGUCAGUUCUCCAAUCUAACUAAUCUCAGAGAGAUGUAUCUCCAGUUUAACAAGUUGACCUUCAUCAGCUCUGAAGCCUUUAUUAACCUAAACUCAUUACAGGUAACAAUUCCUAAGGGAGUGUUCGCGAAAAACGAAAGGGAGUAUAGUCUAACGUUGAAUCUAAUUCGAUGGUGAUCGCUACUAAUCUAA